This is a messenger RNA of Moneuplotes crassus, 1714 nucleotides long. NCBI's taxonomy places the organism in Eukaryota, Ciliophora, Spirotrichea, Euplotida, Euplotidae. The record is from the annotation of a GenBank genome assembly.
AAAGAUCAAAAUGAUGAUGGCGGACAACCCAACACCAAUGCAGAUUGUUCAAUCUGCAUACGAGAAGCUUAAAGAGCAACAUCAGGACAGUCCAGAUGAACUUCAGAAGGCAGUUAAAGAUACCUGGGAUAUUAGAUCUAGUCUUGAAGAUAAAUUAGAAGGCUCAAUCGAAGAAUUUGAGACCCUCCAGAAGAUCCCGCAUUUGAAUAGGAUAGAGUCUGAAGAGGACUUAAGACAACUUGAUGGACAGCUAGUUAGAUUUUCUGGAUUCAUUCAAGACAUGAUUGAUCAAGAUUUCUUUGUUGGCUUCUUUAUGACAACUCCAGGAGAUAUGGGAACUGGAAUUCCAAAUAAAUACAUGCAGUUAGGUGAUAAUGAAUUGGAAGAAGUCGAGGAUAAAGCUUUUGAGUACUGCCAACAAAACUACACAAUGAAUAGAGGAAAUCUGAUUGCAACUUCAAUCCCAAAUGAAAACAAAUGGGUCAGAGAGAAAAGAGAAAUAGAAAAUGGAAGAUUUGAAGAAGUAGCAGAACUUCUUAAUAUCAAGGUAUAUGAUGAUCUUCUUGAUAAAUUCAAAAUGAACAAGGCUUACGAAUUCAUUGGAGCUCUAGAAUACAGACCUUUACCAAAAGAAGUUAGAGAAGAGAGAGCGCAAGCUUAUGCGGAGAAUGGAUAUCUUCCUCCAAACAUUAUUCCUGAUAUGGAUAAGUACCCAGUUCUUCAUUUGAUGGCUUAUCUUGAACAUCCUUAUAAAAACGCUACUAAAUUCUGGAUUGAUGCUCCAGAGUUGGACUCAGAUAAAAUUUCUGAACUUAGAUCCAAAAUUUUAGAAGUACUUCUUGAGAUUUUAGGAGGAGAUGAGCUUGCUGCUGAGUAUGUGUUUAUGACUCUUUUAUCAAGAGUCACUAAAAGAGAAGAUGGCAUCCCUGUCGGAAUCUCUUGUAUUAACCUUUAUAGCCAAGAAGAGAGAGCAGCUGAAGAAAUUUGUAGAGGAAUUGAGAGGUUUAUGAAACUUUUCCAAGCUCAUACUUUCUAUGCUCCUAUUGAUUUAGAAAGUUUGAACAGCUAUGAUCUUAUCCCAAAGAAGAAUUAUGACACAAAUAGAUUAAGCAGAGGAGGCCUCCAAAUUUUGAAUAGCACUUGAGCUCUUCUUGAUGAAACGAAUAUGAGAGAAGGGAAGACUGAGAGUGAGAGAAUUUUGAUAAAUAUGAAGGCUAUUGCUUCCCUUGUAGAAGAGCAAACUGUAAGAUACAACUUUCAAUAUCAUGAGCAAAGUUUCGACUGCUCUUGUGCAACGAUAAUUGUAUCUGCUGGAAGAUCAAUUUUUAAGAAUGCAGUCGCAGUUCCUGUCACUCCAACGAAAACUCCAAAUCCAGACGCUUUGAAUGACUUAGAAGAAGAUUUCAUUAACAAUUGAAGAUACUAUUUUAACCAAGUUAGUAGAAGGGGUAUUGAGAUUCCGGAUGAAUGUUCAAACCAUAUUCAAGAGAGAUUUGUGAGCGCAAGACAAGAAGAAGACCAAGCUCUGAAAGACAAUGAAAUCUCAACUAAAGAAUUGGGGGCAAAUACUUUGCACACAUGGCUAACAUAUUCAAAACUUAAGCUAGCCUCUUCAGGACAAACUCAGUUAACAGGUGACAUUGUUGAUACUGUUAUCAACUUGGAAUCUGAAAGAAGCAGAAAAGUCAAAAAUAUCCGUAGCGCUUCUGAGUAA